This is a messenger RNA of Aspergillus chevalieri, 2670 nucleotides long. RefSeq names its product WD40 repeat domain-containing protein. The transcript has 2 exons. Gene Ontology annotation, molecular function: protein binding; ubiquitin ligase activator activity; anaphase-promoting complex binding. Lineage: Eukaryota; Fungi; Ascomycota; Eurotiomycetes; Eurotiales; Aspergillaceae. Gene Ontology annotation, cellular component: anaphase-promoting complex. The record is from RefSeq and is a predicted model, not a curated record. Gene Ontology annotation, biological process: anaphase-promoting complex-dependent catabolic process; positive regulation of anaphase-promoting complex-dependent catabolic process; positive regulation of ubiquitin protein ligase activity. The coding region runs from base 1 to 2670 and encodes 889 amino acids.
AUGCCUUCCUUUGCGGGAGCAAGACACUCGAGAGAUUAUUCCUGGGAAGAUCUUGCUUUCGAUACGCCAAUCAGUCCCUCAACUCCUCCCGAGCUUACAUUUGACAGCUCAAGCGACGAUGAAUCCGGGCCUGCGACCCCGAUACCCGAAGCAGGGCUCUCUCGUCCAGUUGGCAGCGUGUACUCGUGUCGACCAUUCUGGAAGGCACAUGUGGAUACUGGGGACGUCUUUGAGACGCCGCUGAGCAAAAACAACAGACGCCAAACGGGUCGCAUCCCUAGCAAUCUACCGUCGAUAGAGCACGUGCUGCGCGACGCAGGUAUUCCCAAAGGUAGAGGUCGCCGCAAAAUAAGACGCUAUCCAAAUGCACACCCUGCAAAGCAGUCGAGAAGCCCAACGUCCCUAGACCGGUUCAUUCCCCAACGAGAAUUCACAAACCCUCCUUCGACUUCGUUUCGGGUGUCUAAGAAUCCUCGCGAGCUAUCACCAGACGAAAAGCUUUUACGACGACGCUCAAAAAGGGUAGAUCCAUUCCGACCUACUCGCACAGUGAGAUCCAUAAGCCCGAGACGAGGCGCUCAGCACAUACGCAGCCCUCACUACAGUCCUCAUCUGGUUAAUGACUCGGCCAUCGCAGGGUCGAUCAAUAUACAAGGGACAAGGGGUGCUGGUAGACAAGUCAGCUUCGGGGCUGUCUGGAACGUUGGGGGCAGAUCAGCAGCGCAGGGUAACCAACCAACUGUGGCAGUACCUGAUGGCAAUGGUGGCCUCCUUAGCAGUGGGACGACAGCUCCUAUGCAUAUUGCCGAAUUCUUCUCGAGACCUACAUCACCCGAAGUGCCUGAGAGACACGAGUCACGUCUAGCCGUUGCGCUUGAAAUUGACCCUGCAUCUCGACUGCUGAACACAUGCAACUUGAGCCCGCCAUCCGAGUCCACAUCAAGCCCAUCCUCCCCUGGCCACGACCAAUUUUCACCUUCUGUUUGGAAAGACGGUGCUUGGAUAAGAACAGAUGGAGAUCAGGGAUCAAAGGCAGCAACAAGAGAUCACAGUGAGAAAGCCGUACCGACUCAGCCUUUCCGGAUAUUAGAUGCUCCUGAUCUUCGCGAUGAUUUUUAUUGCUCACUCUUGGCAUAUUCAGCCACCACAGGAUACCUAGCAGUCGGCCUUGGUCAUCAUGUCUUUCUUUGGAACGAAGCUCUGGCAAAGCUGCGUGCACCACUCCGAGAACAACACCCCUCGAAUCAUGUGACAUCUCUGUCCUUUUCCUCCGAAGAUGGUGAGAAAAGCAUCUUGGCUGUUGGCAGACGAGGAGGCACAUUGACCUUGUGGAGUCCAUUGGACACUGCCAACGUGCGGUUUGAAAUCGAGCAUCGGUACCCGAUUACGUGUGUAUCUUUCAAAUCAACCCAUUCGCGCAGGUCUUCUCAGAAAUUUGACUUCGAGGUUGAUGUCGAGGAUCUUGUUGUUGGUGACGAGUUCGGUAAUGUUUGGUACUACUCGGUGGAAUGGCCGGAUAAUAGCGUACGGGACAGAUACUACUGGAACGGAGCCUUGACCUUGCUUGCUAAGAUAUCUGCCCAUACUCAGUCGAUCUGUGGUUUUUCGUGGUCUCCCGACGACAUCUAUCUUGCGACUGGUGGAAACGACAACUCCUGCUUGCUCUUUGACCUCCGCGAGAUUAUCCCAUCACAGGAACCUCAGGAAGUCCGAUGUGAAUCACGGUCUUCCUACCAUUCCCAGUUGUCUCAUGGUACGACGCGAUGCCAGAGUGCUUUGUCUUGUGACAGUUCGCAAACCACUGUGCGACAUAUAUUCAGCGGACGGCACCUCAUCAGUCAUUUGAUUCCCUCCUGGAUUCAAGCUCGAUUCAGUCCCUUAGCAUCACCCAUUCUCAACUAUACCACUAACGUAAUUUCGGGAGACCAAACGGCUUUUGUGCCGCUUAACAGCCACAAACGUCGAUUCUUUCAUUCUGCAGCAGUCAAGGCCAUCGCAUUUGCUCCCUGGCAGCCAUCUCUCCUCGCGACGGGAGGUGGUACGAAUGAUCGAACAAUUCGUUUCUUCCACACGCCGUCUGGGUCCUGCUUGGCCACGAUCGAUGUUCACUCUCAAGUGACCAGUUUAAUUUGGAGCAAUACCCACCGAGAGAUUGUUGCGACCUUUGGCUUUGCACGACCCGAACAUCCAAUCCGAAUUGCUGUCUUCGCGUGGCCCAGCUGUGAGCAAAUUGCAGCAAUACCAUGGGGCCCCGGCGGGACUAGUUGGGACGGCGUGACGAACAAUGAAUUUGUUGAAUGCGGACGGGCCCUCUAUGCGAUUCGUUACCCCGGGUGCCCGCGAUAUUUAACAACGGAGGAACAAGAGAGGUGCUCGCUCGACACUUCGAGACCAGUUACUCCGAACGUGAUGAGCCGAGAUGGGUCGACUGUGCUUUGUCCACGUCUCAGAACACCGGUAGAACCGAAGGCCAAAGAGGGAGGGUUAUGGUGUUCACGGACAUUGAAGGAGGGCUGCAUUAUCGUCGCAUCUACCGAUAAAACGGUCAAAUUUCACGAGGUAUGGGGUGCAACCGGCAAGACGACAGAUGAUUCUAGCCCUCUUGGAGGGAGUCCGCUUCUGGAAGAGUUUGAGGGUGUUGAAACGCUUGGAGACGAGGUUAUUCACUGA